Venturia canescens is the source of this 864-nucleotide messenger RNA. It is a transcript of the gene mRpS7, whose product is annotated as mitochondrial ribosomal protein S7. The transcript is spliced from 5 exons. Gene Ontology annotation, cellular component: mitochondrial small ribosomal subunit; ribosome. Gene Ontology annotation, biological process: ribosomal small subunit assembly; translation. The record is from RefSeq and is a predicted model, not a curated record. NCBI's taxonomy places the organism in Eukaryota, Metazoa, Arthropoda, Insecta, Hymenoptera, Ichneumonidae. Gene Ontology annotation, molecular function: structural constituent of ribosome; mRNA binding; rRNA binding. Bases 25 to 798 code for a protein of 257 amino acids.
CGUGACGGGUAAACGGACCAGCUGAUGGUCAGUGAUGGCAGAUGGCAGUUGGGCCGUUGUUUCUCACAAGCCGAAACGUUUCGUUCUGUAAAAAAAAUGGCUAAAAUCGCUGCCCUUACGGGAAGAUUCUCGUAUAUAUUGAAAUCGGCAACGUCUGUCAGCAUGGCAAAGGCUAUUUCGACGAGACUUUACAGCAUGUAUCCUCCAUAUUACAUAAAACCGACUUUCAAAAAAGAAGAAAUAGCAGGACUGAUAGAAUCCGGUGAAGUUCUAGAAAUAGCUCACACUCCUAUUUUGCCAGCGCAUACAAAUAACACUUCAUCCGAAUUUCAUGAUCCCGCUGUAACGAAAUUCAUCAAUUUCAUAAUGAGGAAAGGUAAUAAAAUUUUGGCCAGAAGUUUAUUGGAAAAAACAUUUGAGAAUGUGAAACGUAUCCAGCUGAAAAGUUAUCACUCUACAAAACCAGAAAAUAAACAUAGAAUUGAGUUAGAUCCUGUUAAAGUAUUUCACCAAGCUGUUGAAAAUGUGACUCCGAUUAUGGAGCUGUUGAAGAUGAAACGAGGAGGAGUGACCUAUCAAGUGCCUGUUCCUAUUUUAGAGAAAAGACAACGUUUUCUUGCAAUGAAUUGGCUUAUACAAGCAGCUAAAGAUAAGGAAAAGAAAGUUCACUUGCCAGAGACUUUAGCCAAGGAACUUGUUGAUGCUUCUUAUAACCAGGGUCGUGUGGUGAAGAAAAAGCAAGAUCUUCAUAAGCAGUGUGAGGCAAAUCGUGCUUAUGCUCACUACCGAUGGUUGUAAUGAAUUUUUCAAGUAAACAAUAUUACACAUUUUUUGUAAAUAAACAUAAUUACAUUAACAAUCUAA